CUAAGCUUUACUCUGAGAAGUAGAAAAUACUGCAUAUAAUUGUGGGAGGGGGAAGAUGGGCUAGUAAAAUGGGGAUUGAGGAAAGAUGGACUUAUUUACACUGUAGAUGUGAGUUCCAUUGGGUGUGACAAACUAUAGACAAACUAUAGACAGAUAGAUAAAUCUGUCCUGCUGUGGCUUUCAGGUAAGAGUCUAAGAAAAGAAAACCAAACAGACAAAACCCCAGAACCACGCAAACAACCAAAUUUCAACAUUUUCUUCUUUUACAGAAGAAAAUGAGUAUGUUAGCUUUGGCAGAAUUCUAGUGCUAGGAAGAUAGGGAUUUUUCUGAAGCAAGUUCAUUGUCAAAGUUUAUAUCUGUUAUUUUACAACUGCAUUUCUCCUGACAAGACCUUCUUGCUGUGUUGAUUCUUCAGUAACCAAGACCCCUGUUGACUUUGCUCUAACCUCCAGAAACGUGCCAUUUGUAUUUUUAAAACCAAGCAGUUUUCUCCCAACUUUGAUCACUUCAAACGUAAGCAGAUGCUUGCUCUACUCUGCUGCACAAGCACUACAUUGACCUCCCAGUGUACCUGAGCCAAGCACAUGGUAAAUGCCAUAGAAGUGUUGUACAUUAUUUUUACAGAAUUUACGUAUAAUAGGGCACAAAGCUAGGAAUUGGUCUGUUCAUGUGAUUAGAUGGCAAAGAAGGAAAGUGUAGGCAGAAAUUUCUGGGGCUCGUGGCAAUCCAGAGCCUUUAUGUGAAUGGGUUUUAUCAGCUCCUUAGAACUGCACAGUGACAACACAGAGCCCUGAAUAAAACGUUUAAAUGCUUUGGGGUUUUUUACCUAGAUCCAUGGACCAAAGACUGAAAAUCACUGCUUUUAAUGCUCUGGGGUUUGGGUGUUGGCACAGUCAGUUAUAUCUAGGCCUUCCCAGAUGUUAUACAUUAGAAAUACCCAUCUAGCUGACCUGCCAUGUGUUUUUCUGUGGAAAAUUUGGUACAUUUGAGAGCUCCAAGAAGCAGCGCCAAGGCAUGAGUAACACUGAUCUUACAGUGCCUCAAGGAUACCUGUUUUGGGCAGUAAAUCAGAGGUGAUGAUAAAAACAGACCCCUCUCCAGGCUGAGGAGGAAGAGACUGUUUGUAUCUGGUUCAGGAGGCCGUGAGGGGAGUCACGGAGCUGCUGUGCCAGAGCACGGCCUCGCUGCCUUCACGGCGGGCCUCUCGUGGGGUCUCGGUGAGAUCUCCUCACCCAGACAGGUGCGAUGCUCCAUUCGGCUGCUUUUGCUUUGUUUGUUUAAAUCCUCGGGUCCUGCGUUUGCUGGUGAGCAGUCAGCUCCGUAGCAUUCAGCCUAGCCCGCCCGGCAGGUGCCUCCCUCAGCGCCGGCGGGUCCGGGUUCGGCUGGGGAGGAGCGGGGAGAGGCAGGCGUGGCGGCUGUCCUGAGGCACUGCCCGGGACGGGCUCCCGCCCGGCAUGAGCCCCCCUCUCCCGGCCGGGCCCCGGCUUUAAUUAGCCAUGGCCCAGAGCGGCUUUCCCCGGCCAUCUGUAGCCCCGGUCACCGACUUAAUCGGGGGGAUAAGCUGCUUAUGGAGCCGCAGCUGGAGCGGGCGCGGGGCGCGGGCGCUCAGGGGGCCGAGCGCGGUUGUGGCCGCGAAGGAGCAGCUCCGUGUGGUCAGUCCCCGGGGCCCAGCAGCAGCGCAGCCGGCUCGGGUGCUCCGUGUGGUCAGUCCCCGGGGCCCAGCAGCUCAACCAGCUCUGGUGCUCCGUGUGGUCAGUCCCCGGGGCCCAGCAGCUCAACCAGCUCGGGUGCUCCGUGUGGUCAGUCCCCGGGGCCCAGCAGCGCAGCCGGCUCGGACGCUCCGUGUGGUCAGUCCCCGGGCCCCAGCAGCGCGGCCGGUGCCUCUCGCCGUGGGUAAGUGGAGCCUCGGCCGUGGGUCAGGAGCUUCCCACUCCCACUGCUGCGUCCUGGGACGCUGGAGGGGGCUUGGAUGGCAGCGCUGCGGAGGGAAGACCGCCUGUGUGUGCUUGUUGAUCUCACAGGCAUCAUGCGAUGGCAGCGAUGGUUGGUUUGGUUUGUAACGCUGAGCAGUGUUGGGAAAAAACCUGCUUUCUAAGGCAGCUGAAGUGUGACCUCAGAGUGAUCACUGGUCCCUGCUUGGAAUAUGAAAUGGAUCAGUCUUGAUCUGCAGGGAUCGGGAAAUAAGCACUGUGUGUGCAGCGCAAAUGUCUUUAUUAUGUUACCGUAUUGCUGAAAUGGCAUUGGCUUGAAAGAGCUUGAUUUACUUUUCAUUAACUGUGCUAUUUAUUUCCUUUUGCUUUUUCCUGUUGUUUUUUUUUUUGCUAUUUUCCUGUUGUUAUACAGAAAUAACUUCAUCAUCUUAACUUUUAUUUGUUUAAUUGAAUUUGUUUCAGGUUUUAAUGUGUUAGCGUGUUGCUGCAAAGUGUGUAUAUAGUAAGCAUGCAUUAAAUGUUUUAGUUUGAAUCAUAAAAACUAAUAUAAAAUCCAUUGGUCAUGGAUUUUGCAGUUCAUAAAAUGUGCAGUUUGCCUUGAGUAUAUUUUGGCCUCAGAAGAAGUUUUAAAAAAGAUCCUCCUAAGAUCUCGUUGUGACUGAGAUUAGCCCUACUGUUUAAAAGUUAUGUUAAAGAUCCGAGUAGCAAUUUCAGAAGGCAGACAAACGUGAUUUUGAAAGGAUACUAUUUCUUCCAGAUCUCAAUGAGACUGAAAUUAGGAAUAAGUGAGGUGAAGGACACCACCUGAAAUAACCGUGGUGAUGUGUUGAGAACCUGGUACCUAGCACAAAGAAUUGAAAUGGAGAGCUAAAAAAAAUCACAAGUUAUCAAGAAAAUAGAUUAUCAUCAAGAAAAUAGAUGAUGUCCAGAUUCUUGAACAUGAGGUAGUUCCAGAGCCAGGUUUUGUGUGUUCACAGAAUAAAAUAACACUGAAAAACGUGGUGGGUUUAUGUCUGUUUGCGAUUUAAAUCCUUUGUAUCACCCUUUUGUGAUACAUUUCUUGUCGAUUGGACGUUUCUGGGAUGCAAGGAGUGCUUCCAUGGAACACCAGUCCACUGCAUUUUGUGGUUAUACUUCAUGCGGUGAUAGGCACCCUAAGGAAGGCAGCUGUGCUUUGUCUGUUCACUCUGUAGUUGCCAACUUCAACUGGUCUGGAAAGAAUAAUGGGAUCUUUCCGUUCAUGGCACCCUCGGUGAUGUAUGAAAGGCAGUAACAGCAGUUCCCAGGGAUAAUUGCAGCACCGCCUGACUGUCUCCUGCUGCUUUAGAAACUGUGUUUGCUCCCCAGAUUGUGGUGAUUACUGAAGGAGUUUGCAUGUGAGAGGGGAAAAAUGAGCUGUUACAAACAGGGACAACUGAGCCUCAAAUGUUCUCUUAGAAGAGAAUGAGAUAAACACAGCUUAGAAACAGUGCAAUUUGGCAGGAGGCUUUCUGGGAUUAGAGUGUGUUUGAAAAAGACAAUGGGCAUUGAUUUCGUUGCUGUCUCUUCUCAGAUUGACUAGGGGGUUUUAAGAUGAUAGAGAUGUGUGUGUCUUUAUACACUACCGUUUUCAUUUUUUAAAAGAGAGGUGGAAAAGAAUGGUGGUUGGAAUGACAGUGAUUGACAACUUGCUUUUAAAAUCUGAGGGAAUGGAACCACAGUCCUCUCAAAUUGCACUUGCCUGUUAGCAGCAACUUAAGAAUCCAUUUUCAGCAUGAGUGUUACAUGUAUAACCAUCAGACUUAGUGGCUAGACUGCAAAGUAGGUCUCCAGCUAUGCUGUAAGUCUUGCAGAUUAGGGGACAGUGUGGCUUUUAUGGAUAUGUAAACAUGGUUUCAUCCUUUAGUGGAGACAAAAAGAAAUAAGUCUGUGUAGCCUUGAACUUGGGAUAUUUCAGCCUUGCUAGCAACAGACUCCUUCUGAGGCUGCUGGUGUAUAAUGCUGGAAGUCUUUGUUUUCCAGGUUUUUUGUGGAGAACUGAAUCUGUCCUUUUCAUUCAUUCCUGCUCUGCCAGAUACGAUUGUCUGCUGAAAAACAGGAAGAGAGUAGUGUCCAUAACACUUUCAGGACUGAGGCUGGUGGAUCAGAGACAAGAAAUUCCCAAGGAAAGUACCCAAAGGCUUUGGCAAACUAGGCAAGAUGAGAUAGGAAAUACAGUCCUUUGCUUAUAUUUCUUCUUGUUUUUCUUCAGAGCAAAGAAACAUUCAGAAGAACGUGAAUUUCAAUCUGUAUUUGGGCACUAGAAGUCGAGUAGGCAUUUCUCAUCCUGGCCUGAGGCUGCAGCAUUCGGUAUAAGCCCAGAGAGAGCAGCACAGGGCUAGCUGUGUACCGCACCUCUGUCAGAUGGGAAGAGAUCCCAGUCUGAAGACAGACUAAUCUCUCCUUCCCUUCUCAGCCAUUCCUGGACACUGCCAGCCAGUUCUCCAGUUCCUGCUUGCUGCAGCAGAAUAACCUGUGCUCUAGGCUGCAGCAGCACAGCUCUAAGUGUGUAGUUCACAGAGUGCCCAUCUUGCUUUGGCAGUCCUCCCUGCUGUGUAUCUCCCCCAGAGGCACUUUCACCUUGAGGCUUGUGUUUUGGAAGGGAGAAGGAGUGAGAGUGUUGACUUUCCUCAACAGCACCAUCAGGAAGCAAAGGCAGCUGGUAGCUGCUCCAUACCCACUGUUCACCAUCACUACUCAGAAAGAGGGAAUGAGAAUUGUGACUAUCUGGUGGAAAGCCAACAGCAUCAGCCUUCUGCUGCUGCUUGUAUGAAUCCUGUGAACCCUUUACUGGUCAAUGCACAUUUGUCAUGUCAUGCUGCAGAUUCCCCUCUCAGGCAUGAAUUAGUGGUGGGUCCUUCUUUAAGGAGCUCAAGUGAAAGUGUGAACACUUGUCACAGUUCAGCCCUGACCCUGGGGAAUCUUGAUCCAUCUAGUCUUUUCAGUCUCUUUUGCAAUCUUCACAGAUUUCUGCCAGCUUGUACUGUUCAGUCCAGAGGCUUAAGCAAGAAAGUGCUUUGAUGGGGAUACGGGGUUCCCUCCCUCUGGAGUCUAAAUCUUCUCCAGUCAUUGGCCAUUCAUGCUUUGCUCCUGAUGAUUUAGGUCCCAGUAUCCUGACCAUGGGAGAACAGCUGGCAGCAGUAAAAACCAGUGCUGCUCAGGCAAGAUUGAAAUGGAGUGUCCCAUUUGCUAAAGACUGGAGCCUUAGUGCAGUGACCAGAGACUUCAGUCCUGCUGAGCCUCUCUCUGGCUCUUACAGAUAUGGAUACAUUGGCUCCAACACAUGGAGAACCAGAAUUUCAGGUGGCAUCCAACCACAAACCCUUGCUUCUGGAAUGGCCUCUGGCAGGCUGGUGGAUACAGAAGCAGGUUCCUCCUUCAGCUGCUCCCCUUUCUUCAGAUGCCAGUCCCUGGUAAAGCCAUCUUUGGAAACUGGUAGUCAUUAUGUUCACAGAAAAAGCCAUUCUCCUGGAAAGGUUGUUAAAGGAGAACAGACAUCUAAUGGGGGGUCUCCGUGUGUUGAGUCUUGGAAGAAAGACCUUUCAGUCAGCCUGAAUCCAGAGGGUCUGCAGGUGUUACUGGAGACAGAUUUGGGGGGGGCUCAGAGCAAUGUUGGUGUAGCCAUGUGUGGGACUCCUGCAGAAGUGUGUGUGAGCAUUGCUUCUCAUCCUGGAGAUAAAGAGUUUAGACCAGGACAGCAGCUUAGUGUUAAAUCUGUACAAGUCAACAACUCUCAUGUUAAGCGCAGCAAAGAGUCAGAAGAGGUAUGUCACUCACUCAGUGAGGUGUGUCACCCCAGAUCACCAGCAGCCAGAAGAACAGCUGCAGUGGGCAGCAGCCAGGCCAAUCCUUUGGGUACACCGGUUGAAGAAGGCUUUCAUGAACAUUCUGAUGUAGAUUGUAUGAGCAUGAGCAGAGAAGGAAGGAGAAACAAAUGCUCCUACCAAAGCAGCCAGUGGAAUUUGGAAGCUGAUGGCAAUCUCGAGCAGUCUGAAGAAUGCUCUGUAGAAAGGAAUGCCAAAGAACCAUGGUGCUGUGAAGAAGGGAACCAGACACAGAAAACUGUGCCCAGAGAGAUCUCAGAGAACAGCUUCUGGUCAUUGAAGGUGAAUGAGCAAAGUUUCUGGCACUUGUGUGACAAACAAAUCCUAACAAGGUGUUUCCAAGCCUGGAGGAGAUAUAUCCUUUGGAAGAGGGCAGCCACGCAGCUUUACAGACACCAGCUGCUUCAGAAGGGCUUUGGUGCUCUGCAGCAGAUUGUGCACCAAAGGAGGACACAAUUGGAGGUGGCCCAGCAGAGACAUGCUUCAACUCUGCUAGCUGCCAGCUUCCAGAGGUGGAAGGAAGCUAUGGCAAAACAGAGCAAGAAGGAAGCUCUGCAGCCUGAUCCUUACUCCUAUAGCCAAAGUUCAUCAGCAGGGACUUUUGGAAUAGGAAGAUUAGCCACUAUGACAACCUCAGCUCAGCAUCAGCUUACAACAGAAUACUCAAAGGAAGUGGAGCGGGCUCAUAGGAUGGAGGGAGAACUGUGGACACAGCAGAGACGAGAUGAGUUCUGCUGGAGAGUUGAAGCAAUCAGAGACAUGAGACGGCUGGCCGCAGCUUUCAGACUGUGGCGCCUGCAGAAGGAGCUGCUGAGCAAAGAGGAAGCCAGGCUUUUGGAAGCCCGUGCUCUGCUGGAAAAGAAGAAGCUACGAAACAUUUUCAGGAUGUGGCAUUCCCAAAGCUUGGAAAUGAAAGAGAUUCUAACACUGACAACUCAAUUCCAAAGAAACUUGGUCUCCCGGUGCUUCAGUACAUGGAAGGAGACUGUUGAGCAGAAGGCACUUGCCAGGUGCCAUCUGGCCCAUCUCAGAGCAGUAUCACUGAGGAAGCACUUCCAGCAGUGGGUUGAGAUGCUGCAGGUCAGAGAAGGUGAUAAGCAGGCAGUGGUGAAGCUCUUCCUCCUACGAUGGAGGCGGCAUUGUGGAGCAGUUGUGAGCUCAGUGGCUGAUGAGACUGGGACAAAGAGGCAUGAAGGUCAGAUGUCAUCAUGGACUGGAGAGAGACAAUUUCUGGAGAAAACAGUCUGUUCUUUUGAUGACCUCUGCCAAAAACUGAAGCUGCAGAGAGUGUAUCUGCUGUGGAAAACAAGGCUGUGUGAGCAUCACAAGGCUAAUUCUUUCUCUCAGACUUUGGAGCAGUGUAAACUCAGAAAAACUCUGAAAUUAUGGCAUCAAAAGUAUCUCAUGCUGAAGACAAUUGAACAAAGCUCUAAGCACUUGCAUAGAGCUGUCUAUGAGGAACCUCUUGCCAUGCUGUUUUCUGAGGACCUCUCAACAUCAUCUGGCUUUGACAGCAGUGCACCAGCUACCCUGACCUCUCAAAGCUCAUUGGAAAAGGAAUGCAGUCUUAGUGACAGCAGCCAGCACGACGUCUCCUCCCUUCUGACUGCUGAGGAUGUCACACAUAUGUCAUGCCACAGUUCUUUCCUUCAACUCCACCAGUGCACAGAGCUGCCGGCUGAGCUGGGUGGGGAGCUGUGCCUGCAGACCUCCUCCCCUGGAUCUGAAAGAAAUUGUUUUGUGGGAAAUCAGUUCCAGUCUUCAGUGCUGCAGAGUCCAGAUAAUAAUUCCCAGCCUCUCACCAGUUACUCUGCAUGGGAAGAGGGCUGCAGUUCUGAUGAGGAGAUGAAGAGUUGCUGGCAGCAAGCAGAGAAAUACUGCCUGCAGAGGUGCUUCAUUGUCUGGUCAGCUCGAACUCAACAUCAUGUAAAGGCCCAGCAGCACUGCAGGCGCACUCGGCUGUCUCGAGCCUUUCUCAGCUGGCACCACUGGGUCAUGCAAAAUAAGAACCAAAAAGCAGCAGCAGCAGCCCUAAAACAUGGAGUUCCUUGUGUCCAGAUGGCUUUCAGCCUGUGGAAAAGGAGACUGGCCCAGAAAGUGGAAGUUGACCGGAGAUUCAGGUGUCAUGUUCACCAGAUGACUGCUGAUGCUCUGCGGCGUUGGCAUUCCUGCUGGCAAAGGAAGCAUGCUCUGGAAGAACUGCAGCAGCAAUGGGCUUGGCACAGCUGCCAAGAGAAGAAGAGGCUGGUCCUGCAGACGUGGUAUUACCAAACAAGGAAACAGAAAUAUGCUGUUUUAUUCUGGGAACGUUGUCUCCUGCACAGGUUCAGACUGAGAGGACACAAAGAUCUGCAGAGGAAAAAGCAACUAAAAACCUGGUGCCUUGUCACUUGGGCCCAGGUCACUGCAUGUAAACUAAGGCAGCAUGAAGCCCUCUCUUACUUUAAAAGAGUCAGAGAGCACCGUCUCCUGGUUGUGAGCUUUACUAAGUGGAGGGACAAACUCUGGAGAGCUGAACAAGUGCCAGAAGGGAGAAACCACAAGUGGCAGGAGCCCUCUCCAGGUAAAGCCUGCCACCGCUGGCGAGUGGCUGCCAGAGGACAGCAAGCCCUGCGCCUGGGAUCUGUGGCUACUGUCAAACAAGCCUGCAACUACUGGACCAGAGCAGCUGCCUUUUCCCAGUGCUUACGGCAGCGCAGUACCCUCAUAGGUGUUAGGAAAAGCAGAAAGAUGUCUCUCUCUUGGCCCACAAAAAGCAGAAGAGGCAGAGAAGAAGAUUCAGCACCAACAGGACUUUUUCCCAGUGCCAUUCAGCGCUGGCUGGUGAUCUACAGGAGCCAAAGCAGGGCUGAAAGGUUGCUGCAGAGACCUGAUGUGGUAGGACCCUCUCGUGCACGUGCAAGGAUCCAGGAGAACGCAGCAGAGGUGGACUUGGAGGAGCGGGCUAAGAAGUGGCUUGGCUUAUUUGCUUCUUUUGCCUGCAGGAGGAAAUAUCUGAAGAGGUGGCAUCACACAGUGGUGCUGCGCCGGUGCCAGCAUGAUAGGAAACUGCUCUGUCUGGCAAGGGGAUGGCAUCAGUGGAGGGAAGCCAGCAGGGUGCUGGUACUGGCUCGGGUGCUGGACCAGCAGCGGCUGAUAGAAAAGGCCUGGAGGGUGUGGAGACAAAGAUACUUGCAAAGCUGUGUGGUGCAGAAUCUUUUGGAGGAGGAAGCCAAGAGCCUCCUGUCUCAGGCCUUUGGAAGGUGGUGGCAGCUCACAGCAUUCCGGUGUAAGGACAAAGGAUCCUGCUGAAUGGCAGGGCCUGCCUGCAGCUGCUGCUCAGUUCAGGACACGUGGAGGAUACAGCUCCUGUCACAACAAAGAGGUGGUCCUGUGCUGUCAAGAAAGAACACCCUGCUCUUAUAAUAAAAGCAUUGCUGCCAGUCAGAAGGGUGACAGCCAAAGAACAACCAGGAAGAGAUUGUACCCAGUGAAAGGUCCUCUUUAAGGACUUGUAUCUUACCUCCUUAGCAACACAAAUGGAGAAGUUACUUAGUUGUGAGGUUGCAUUCUCUUCUUCUCUGGACUAUGCUUUUGCUGGAGUUCUGAUUAAAGGUCAAAAAAGCCUUA
Molecule: messenger RNA, 9383 nt
Organism: Motacilla alba alba
Lineage: Eukaryota; Metazoa; Chordata; Aves; Passeriformes; Motacillidae
Gene: C21H1orf167
Product: chromosome 21 C1orf167 homolog
Exons: 21
Coding region: 4971-9065 (1364 amino acids)
Source: RefSeq, a predicted model, not a curated record